Messenger RNA from Pelobates cultripes (western spadefoot toad), 15644 nucleotides. The record is from the annotation of a GenBank genome assembly. Lineage: Eukaryota; Metazoa; Chordata; Amphibia; Anura; Pelobatidae.
GUCAUUCUUAUGCACAAUACAAACACAGAAUACUUACACAUGACUUGAAAUAGAGAUAAAAUAAACUGCCUGAUCAUCCAUUGUAGGUGUUUUUUACAAAAUAAAAAGCUGGGUUAGAGCCAAAGGAGAAAUAAGAUUUCUGAGAAGACGAUAAAUUGGCAGCUAGCAGAGCCAGCGAAAGCCAGAAUAAAGGUAACUAGGACAUUUUAGUAAUAUCAGUAUGGGAAAUAUGGUUUUAAUGUGACAGGUCAUCACUGUGCUACAUGUGCUACAGUAUUCUAAAACAGUGUGGCUCCACUUUAUAUUUUAACUUUGCUAGGGAUUCCUUCAAGUACCACGACCAAUUUAGCAUUCAAAAGAUUGAGUUGGUUAUGAUGCAAGGACGCUGCAAGUGUAACUCCAUGUCGACAGUCUCUAUGUGUGAAUGCAGAGGUUUUUCAUGUAGACUGUAGAGUGUAGGGGUGUGAAUACAAAAGUGAACUUUAGUGGGGAGCCAGUGUAUGUACAUGCAUGGGUGUUUUAAGAGAAUUGUCAGCAUUUGUGAAUACAUAUGUGCAUUUGCAGGAGUGUUAGCAUAUGUGAAUGUAGGUCUAUAAUUUUGUGGUGUGUUGUGGCAAGUGUGUAUUUCUGUCUUUAGUCAGUGGGUCUGGACAGGGGAGCACUUGUGGAAAAUAUCAGUAUGAGUGAUGUCAAUUUAUAUGAAUACAAAUGUGUUUUUGUGUAGGACGUUAGUGAGUGGGGAUGCACGUAUGUAGAUGCAUUUUAUUCCCUUGACUAUGUCUCAUUCCUACUUUUGAGUCACUUGUGCAUUCCCUUCCUCUUUCUAUCUCUACGUCAAAUUUGAAAUCCUCAUCUUCAAUUUGAAAUGGGCAGCCAUGAAAACACUAAAUGCAUGCAACACAACUUUUCACUAAGGUUUUUCAAACCCUACCCUUCCAGCAAUGGAAGCAUGGAUUAGGGAGGGACCACAUUCAGAUGCCUUCCCAUUUCUUUAAAGAAACACUCUUAACACAUAAAGCACUUUAGCUAGUGUUUAUAAAUAAGCAAUAACACAAACUCCAGAAACAGGCGAUGCACACCCAGGUCAUUGGGAUUCCCUGUGAAAACAGAGAACAAUCUCUAAACAAUGGAAGAAGGUCCUAUAUCCCUUAAGUAUCAGUAUAACAUUAUAGUGGAAAGAAACCCUUAUAUUACAAAAACACAAUAAUAACUUUAUUUGAAACAUUUAAAAGGCAACAGCGCACACACUCUAAAAUACACACGUUAUGCAGACAUUUCUCUUGGUAAUAGAAACAUGACAGCUAAUAAAAUUAAAUACAAUGUUGCACCUUUUAGAAAAAUUCCCAAGACUACAAACUUCUGAAAGAUCAAGUUGCAUUUUCUACCAAAUAAAGUAGAAGUGAGGAGGAUGGGAAGACAAAUAUGAGAGUAAAGUAGAAAAGAAAAGAAUGGUAGUAAAGGUAACAGGUAAAUAUUGGUAAACCAAUAGAAUAUUGAAUAAUAAUAUAGAAUAUUAAUUGGUACACAGCAAAUAUCAAUUUAGCUUUAGUUCCUUACUGAUUUAUUUUUUUAUUUUUUUUAUUUAGUGAAAAAUAGAUCUGUCACUUUUCAGUAUUUCACAAAGAUAUCUUUCUGAAAAACUGAUAAAUGGGGAAAAAGCACAACCUCUCAAGAAUGAGAGAGUGUUAUAUGGGAAUGUAAGAAAAAAGAUGUGACAUGUAGAGUUAGGUCAUGCCAACGGAUGCACUGGUUUUGCAUCUUCUGAGAAACUGGUAAUAAUAAUUUUGUGUGUCUAUAGUAAUUGAUUACCGUUGCUGUUUAUCAGCGUACUACCAGCACUGCUAUUUUUUACUUUACUAUUUCUCCUUCAUUUAUUAUCUGUUCCUGCCAUUCUUUAGGCAAGUUUCUAUUUAGGCACUGGUUAUUGUGUAUCGUUUUAAUUAGAUAUCAUAGCGCUAAAUUCAACCCUUAGUGCCGUUGGUUGUGCCCAAGCCUAUGAUAUAUGUGUAGGGCUGCACCCUCAUUAUUCAAAGAUAUAUACCUUCGGCACGCUAUCAGUACGCUAUUUAGUACCUUGAUUUGCCGACAUGCAUAUAUAGGUACACUCUCAGGGUGCAGUUCAGUAGAGUGCUGUUAGCACAGUUAGUCUUUUCUUCACUUCAUUUUUCAUUUUGUUUGCCAUUCUGCUGCACUAUUCCUAUUACCUUUUAGUCAAACUCUCUUCGAGACAUUAGUUAUUAUACUUGACAUAUCGUUUGAUCUCACAGCACUUGAGUGCAUCUCUAGUUCUGUGGUGUCAUGUUUAACGUAAUGAUAUAGGUUUAGGGGUGCACCUUUAUUAUUCCUACAUCCACAUUCUUCCAGCACCCACAGCACGCUGUUCAGAACUUUGAUCUGCCGACUUACAUAUUUAAAUUUUCAUACAUAUAGUAUAUUUCUACAUUUACAUUAAUAUACCUAUUAGUGUGAUUGGGCACAUAGGUUAUACAUUUCCUUUUGGAGCUCUCACUAUCGUUUUCUAUUCAAUUGCACAUCAUUGCUGGCACCUUUAUAUCCUUCGCCCUGUCUCUGUGCGCAGACGUGCGCCUCUACUGUGUCUAUGUUAAUGUGCUUAGAAAUCAGAGGUUAUCCUAUUCCAUAUAUACAGAUACCGUGUUUUUAAACUUUUUUCUGAUGUUUUGCUUAUCCUGCACAUCUCAUCUUUCAUUGUUUUCAUUAAUAUAUAAUUGACUCUCAAUAAAUUUAUUUUUUAUUUUUUGACCCCGUGGUCCUUUUAGAUGAGCCUGUAUUUUGUAUCUUUGACAAAAGGACCAGGCUCAUACUAGUCCUCUCCCUAUUUUAUAGGUACACUUCCUAAUUGUUUUGUACUCAUUUCCAUUAGGGGUUAUCCCCCUGUCUCCUGUGUACCUUGGCUGUAUUCAAGAAAGUUUUCCUUCUCUGCGACAUUGUAAACAUUUCAACAAAAAUACAUAAGUAUAAAAUCAGUGCAUGAUUCCACUGUUUAUAAUAUAUUUUCAGCAGUUACUGAAAGUGCAUUUUAUACUUUUGUUUCUGUUCAGCAUUCCAAUGGCAAACGAAGCACAGCCUUGCCCAUGUGCCAUUGGAGAUCUGUUUGAUUAUAAAGGACUUGGACAGGAAAUACAAAUUGACCACAUAAAAGCAUAUGUGUGCAAAUCGAAGAUUCCAUCAGACAAAGCAGUGAUUGUAAUUCAGGAUGUGUAUGGAUGGGAGCUUCCUAACACAAGAUUAUUUGUCGAUCUACUUGCCUCUCAUGGUUACACGUAAGACGUGCUUUUUUAUUAUCUUUUUGUCUGUGUUUUGCUGUUUUUGCAUGUUUUGAAAAUAAUCUUACAUUGACAGUGUUAUUCAAGUUAACAAUUGAGAGUUAAUUCAAGCAAUUUCAAUGUUUUCAUUAAACAGUAGUUUUGGUUGUAGUGACCCCUUUUGUGCUGGUAUGCCCCACCCAAACGCCAAAACUUUUUUUAAAUAAAAGACUUACAUAUACCUCUUUUCCCCCGCCAAGGCCAAGUUUUUCCUCUGCCCAAUACAAACGUAUUUGGGUCACUAUAAUGUUAAAACUGCAGGCCAUCUGCUCCCCUUGGCUCUCUUUAAAAAGGUAAUAAGCUUACCUUGAUUCAAGCACCGUAUGGGUCCACUGUGGCAGGCUCUGCCCCCCGCCCUACCUCCUUGGCUGAGAUAAUCGAUUUUGGAAAACAUAGAACACAUUGGGAGGUUAUCAAUCAUGCAUGGGAAAUUGCUGCCUCAUGCCAUGCCAAGUCAAUCAGCAUCUCCUCAUAGAGAUGCACUGAAUUAGUGCAUCUCUGUGAGGAACAUUCAGUUCCUCCAUGCAGGGCGUAGAGAUGCUGAACGUCUGUGCUUCACAUUUUGCAGUGCUGACCCAGGAAGCAUCUCUAGUUGCUGUCUGAGUGAAGCAGUAAUGUAAACACUGCCUUUUCCCUGAAGCCCUCAGGGACAGGAUAUAGACACCAAAACCAUUACAUUAAGCUAUAGUUGUUCUGGUGACUAUAGUGAUCCCCUAACUUAGUACACUUAAAUGAACACUAUUAACCAAAACAAGUGGUUUAUAAAUCAUUCAUCUGCUGUCUUACUGCUUAAUUCUCUACCAUUUAGGAAUUAAAUCACUCUGUUUAUGCAUUCUUCAUUACAAUUCCUCUAGCUGAGAUGUACACUGAGUCUCUACAAACUUCCCAAUAGAGUCUAAAUGUUUUAGCUUCUCUUACUGCAGUGUAUUUAAUUUAGAAUUUCUGCUCCUGCUCUAUUAAUGUUCUGUUAGAGUCUGCAACACCCACCUGUGUGUGAUCACGAUCAAAUAACAUAGCAAGAGUGACAGUUUUCUAAAGUAAACACACCGUGCUAUAAGGUUCUGAUUAAAAUUAAAGGGAUACUUAAAGCACCAAAAAAUGUAAGCUAAAUGCUCCAUUCUCUGCCAUUAAGGAGUUACGAAUCAAUUUUGUUUCGGUUUAUGCAGCCCUAGCCACACCUCCCCCAUUUUCCAUGUUGGCUGUGUGAGUCACAGCCAGUUGAGCCACUAAUGUGUCUUUUGGAACUGCCUUCCAGAGCUAAUGACUUGAGGAAUCAUGCAUAGUUGUCACACAUGAGGCCAAAUGAGCCAGAACAUCACUUACAUGUUUCUCCACUGUGGUUAAUCUGUCUUCAAGUGUUCUGGUGUCAACUCUGAGUUUCCUCCCAUCAGCUGAUAAUAGUUUAAUGUCCAGAAAUAAGGGUUUAAAAUCUUCUUUAGUUGAAGGAAGAGUAACAUCAUCAUUGGGAGAUGGAGAUAGGCAUCCUCAGUGGAGGAAGAACUGCCAUCAUACACAGCCACUGUGUUAAUAAAUGAACGAGGUUGUGAAGUCAUUUGCUAAGUCUAAUAUCUGUUUUGAAGGAACAUGGUGCAUCAGUUAAAAGAAGGUUAACACAAGUUACAGAUGGUUUUCCAUGUUUUAUUCAAUGUUGUAAAUUCCAGAGAAAUGAUAGUUCCAAUGAAAGUGUAUCUAAAGAAAACUCUAUUUUAAAUAUAUUAAAUAGACAUUUACAUGAUUUAUAAAUCAAAAUCAAAAGACCACCCAAGUGCAGUGAAUAUAAUGGGGAUAAAGAUUAGUUACUUCCCUCUGAGUCUAGGCUGUAACAAAGGAUUCCUCAGAUCCUCACAAACAAAUAUACAAAACAAGAUACACCUAGAAAGAACAAAAGCAGAGAACAUUCAUAGGGAAACAUCGUUUAGUAGAAAUAUCCCUGCUGUAAAUAUUGCACUCACAGAAUAAAGGAGUAAUUCAGGCCCAUCAAGGUUUCUUUAAAUCUUGCAAUGAGAUUCCUCAAAGAUACAUGCAAAAGAAGAAGAAAAAAAGUGGAAAAUAAGAAGGCCCAUCAAAGGUCUGUAUCCCUCUCUCCAAGAUGGUAAGAUGGAAAAAAACAGGUAACAGAGAUUUCAGGCAGAAAUCAAAAACAGCUCUACGCGUUUCGUCUAUAUAAUAGACUUCAUCAGGAGCAGUAACAAUAAAACAUAUAAUAUAAUAAAAUACAAUACAUAAAUAAAAGUCCUGUGUCUUCUGCCUUCUUUUUAAAAGUCCCUCUCGCCGUAUUCCACACCCUAUCCAUUUUUUUCCAUCUUACCAUCUUGGAGAGAGGGAUACAGACCUUUGGUUUUUUUUAUCUCCUGCUCUGUAAAAUGAUCUUUAAUCACAUACAGGAGACUCCUGUAGGGUCUAGCAAGCUAAAUACAGAGUAGGAGAUAGAAAAUUAUAAAUUAAACAGAAUUUGCAAUAAAGGAAGUGUAAACAUUAGAAGACUCUUUACAGGAAGUGUUUAGGAAGGCUGUGUACGUCGCGUGUGACUAAAGAUGUAUAAACAAAGUAAUCUAACUCCUAAAUGGCAGGAAAUUGAGCAUUGAGACUGCAGGGUCAUGAUUUCUACACCAAGCUAAGAUGUUUUGUGACUAUAAUAUCAAAGUAGCUGGCCAAGAAGGACUUGGAGAAUGUGUCCACUUACUUUAAAACCAAUUACUUUGGCCUUAAAUUCGAAAUUCACCUAGAAUUCACUUUGAAUUUCUGACAAUCAUCACUUUAGUAAAUAACCGUUUUUAUUUGGUCAGCGGAUUACCAAACUCUGCUUAAAUUGAUUUUACCUGUUUUACACACACAAUUUUCAAUAUAUUUGUUUUCUUCUAUAGUGUAUUCAUUUAUUAGCCUUACAAUAUGUAUUAAUUAAUUCUACUGAAUUUUAACCAUCUAACCACUAAAUAAAUAAAUAGCCACUGAUAGAAUAAAAGUUGCAUAGUGUCAUCUGAACUGUAACUACUUACCUAGUGACAUUCAGUUGAAUGAUGAUACAUUAAAAUGUUGUUUGCAAUAGUUAUUAAUAACCAUGGCAGUAAACUAGCCCCAUCACAACUAGAACUAGCAGUAUAAUCAAGCAAAAGUCCAGUUGGUAAAUACUAUGUUUACUGUUAUUAUUAUUUUAAAUAUUUUAUCACAGUGCUGUCCUUGCUGACUUUUUUGUGGGUAAAGAACCGUGGAAAUCAACCAACGAUGCUUCCACUUUUUUUCAAUGGCUUGAAACCAGACCACCCUAUAAAGUUGACAAGUAAGUAUGGUAUGAGCUAUAAACAUAGCAAUGGAAUGAUCAUGAAUGUUACUUAUAAUAUUUUUUUCACUUUUUAAUUCCUUUAAAUGUGAUUGAAUUAGAUUAUCCGUUUUGACAUUUUUACAUGGUCAGUAAUAUUUUAUAUCCAAUGUUAUUAGUUUACUUUAUUUUUAUUGAAUUCACUUCUAGUAUAAAGGAAUAUUAUUAAAAAUAAUAGCUAUAGAGAUAGUGAAUAGAGAGAUGGAACAAUGACACAGAAUGCAAUGUGCAGGUUGUGUAUUAAAUAAAUAUAUUUAUAGUUGAUAUAUUAACUAGCAUUGGUAAUAAGCUCAUACUUGCCAAACCUCUUCAAGCUAAUGCCAGAAAAUAGUUAAAGAAUUGCGAGCUGGAGAGUUAAUUAUAUACUUCAAUCAGUGCACAAAUAAUCUUAAACAAACAGCAGAGCAUACAAAGUCUUUGUGGGGGUUGUGGGUGAAGUCACAUAUUGUUUGAUUGAAUUUUGGACCUUGAAAUGAGUAUCCCCUUGUGUUUAAAUAAACUAAGAAUAUAGACUUUUCAGGGUAUGGGUGCAUAGGUGAAAUUGCAUAGGAUUGACUGAGGAUGCAAAAGUAGCACAUCAACUACAAAAGCUAAAGGGGCUCAGACUUAAAAGAAAAUAGGGAAGCGACAUGUUUAAAUUUAGCAGGGUUGUAAUAACAAAGCAGCAGCAUGUAGAAGAUCUCAAAGGCAAAACAAGGCUGGAAGAGAGAGAGAGAUGGGAAGUGAGGCAGGACAAGAAAUAAACACACUUCCUCUCCAGCCCCAUAGAGAUCACAGAGGACAGAUAGUAAAAUGUCACCAGUGACAACACUUCCAGACCAGGCACCAGCAACUAUUACUUAGAAUCCCCUUCUCAAUAAUGCCUAAUUUGAACGUACUCAAUUUAUCUUCAAGCAUAGCUAAAAAAAAAAAAUGCCCCUCUGCAAGGUUUUUAUGAAAAUGUCACAAAUAUUGCAUCUUAAUAAAUCCUUUGUGGUACAGGUCUUCUGUUGCAUGACAUCAAUGCCUAUGUGCUUUGUGUUUGCACUUUUUCUGCUUGUACCUGCUUUAUACCGCUCUGGUUGUCAUCCACCAAUCUGAUGGACUUUGGCUGUUGUAUGGAUAAGCCAUUGUGCUUUCAUGCAUCUGUUCUGCAGAUGGACUCUGCUUCUGUUGAAGAAUGCACCUCUAAUUCUUGCUUACAACUAGUCCAGCAGAUAUGACGAUUCCUGUAUAACACGACUACUUAUAGUUUUAUGAUCUAGGUAGAUAACUCUAGUUUAAGAGGAGCAGAUGCACUGAGAGAUUUUACUAAUCUCUUGAGUGCAAUCCAGUUUAUUUCACUGAACAUCUUACUUUUCUGCACAAGAUUCCAAUUGCAGGUGCAAUGUUGGAUCUGCAAGUUGUAGCCAGGUACAAAAGCUGACCUUCGUUUGUUUUUACAUGUUGUUGGGUAAAGUCUCACUUUCAUCAGACUCUCUGAGAAAGUUUGUACACAUGGAUGUAGCUAUAGAAUGGGAUUCUUUGAGAUCAUAAGCUCUAUUAAAUCUAGAACUAUGUGCCUUUGAUUGAGAAUUUAGCUACCUUUGCUAUCUCUUUCUGCUUGCAUUCCGAGAUAAAAGGCUAAAUUUCCCAUUCUUGUCACUUAUACUUCUUUGUUGAAUUGUGUAACAAUCUUUGUACUUUCCCUUUGUCUUUCACUGCGAAAGAUCUAUAUAAACCAGCAGAUACGUUAAUUUUCCAUAUCUUUGUCUGGUAAAUAGAUAAAUACUUUGCAGCUAGUUCAAAACCCUAUUUUCCUUUCUAUAGUUGUAUUCUAGAUAUUUAUUUGUUUCAAAUUAACAAUAUAAAGUUCUUAAUCUAUUUUACCAUUUAAGAAAUGUGAUUUUAUAUCCAGCUGUUUUACAUGAAACUAUUUAUAUACUGCAGUUGUUAGAUAUUUUGCUGUGCUGAACUUGACUACAGGUGCGAAGGUCUCGUCGCCAUCAUCUCCAUCCUUCUAAGUAAAUCCUCUAAGCCUACCCAUAAUUCCUUGGCUGUCUUAGCUUUUAAUGUGGCACAAAUCACUGUUACUCACAUAAGUGGAGGUCUCAGCUCUUGCUUUCCUGUUCUUUGUCUCCUAUUGGAUUCUUUCUGCAUCAGCUGGUGGUGGUUACAAUUCAAUUGUUUCCCAGAAAUCCUUUCUCACAAGUUCAUUCUGCAUUUUAAAAUUCCAUAGCAGUUAAUUUGUAUAUGUGAGAGCAGGCACAGCAACACCCAUAACAUUCAAAGCUCCAAUAUAUGUAACUAUUAUUCUAGCUUUUUAGAUUGUAUUGACAAUUUGAUUGGGUAACUAAAAUAAUAUAUCAAGGUGGUGAAGUAGACAUUGCUUACCUAGAUUUCAGUAAGGCUUUUGACACUGUUGCACAUAGAAGGAUUAUCUAUAAACUGCAAUCUUUGAGUUUGAAUCCCAACAUUGUUGAAUGGGUUAGGCAGUGGCUGACUGACAGGCAACAGAGGGUUGUAGUCAAUGGAAUAUAUUUAUAGCAAUGUCUUGUUACCAGUGGUGUACCUCAGGGAUCUGUACUUGGACCCAUUCUCUUAUAUUUUUCUCUAAAUAUUUUUAUUAGUGAUAUUGCAGAAGGUCCUGAUGGUCAGGUAUGUCUUUUUGCUAAUGAUACAAAGAUUUGCAACAGGGAUCAUGUUCCAGGAGGGAUAAGCCAAAUGGCAAAUAAUUUAGGUAAACUAGAAAAAUGGUCAGAGCUGUGGCAACUGACAUUUAAUAUGGAUAAGUGCAAGAUAAUGUAUCUUGGGCGCAAAAACCCAAGGGUAGAGUAUAGAAUGUUACAUAGUUACAUAGUUGAAAAGAGACUUGCGUCCAUCAAGUUCAGCCUUCCUCACAUUUGUUUUUUGCUGUUGAUCGAAAAGAAUGCAAAAAACCCAGUUUGAAGCACUUCUAAUUUUGCAACAAACUAGGAAACAAAUUCCUGCUUGACCCCAGAGUGGCAGUCAGAUUAAUCCUUGGAUCCUGCAUUGAAAAAUUAUAUCCUUGAAUAUUCUGUUUUUGCAAGUAUGCAUCUAGUUGCUGUUUGAACAUCUGCACCGACUUCUUCAGGCAGAGAAUUCCCCAUCCUUAUUGUUCUUAAAGUAAAAAAGUUUCUUUGCCUUAGACGAAAUCUUAUUUCUUCCAGUCAAAAACGCGUGACAUUGUGUCCUAUGUAAAGUCCAGUUUGUGAAUAGAUUUCCACACAAUGGUUUGUAUUGGCCCCGGAUAUAUUUGUAUAAUACUAUCAUAUCCCCUCUGAGGCAACGUUUUCUAAACUAAAGAGGUUUAAAUUUGUUAACCUUUCUUAAUAGCUGAUAUGUUCCAUUCCUUUUACUAAUUUUGUAGCCCGCCUCUGCACUUUUUCUAGUGCCAUAAUUUCCUUCUUUAGAACAGGUGCCCAAAAUUGCACAGAAUAUUCAAGAUGUGGUCUUACCAGUGAUUUAUAAAGAGGCAAAAUGAUAUUCUCAUCCCGAAAAUUAAUGCCCUUUUUCAUGCAUGAUAAUACAUUACUGGCCUUAGCCACUGCUGAUUAACAUUGCACAUUGUUGCAUAGUUUGUUGUCUAUAACAAUUCCCAAGUCCUUUUCGUGUGUUGUUAUCCCUAAUUCGCUUCCAAUAAGGGUAUAAGUUGCUUGUGCAUUCUUUACGCCUAAGUGCAUAACUUUGAAUAUUUCAACAUUAAUUUUCAUCUGCCAUUUGAGUGCCCAGUCCCCCAGUCUAUCUAAAUCCCUCUGCAGCAAACUAAUAUCUUGCUCACAUUGUAUUACUUUACAGAGUUUUGUGUCAUCUGCAAACACUGAAACGUGACUUUUUCAAGAUCAUUUAUAAACAUGUUAAAUGUUAAAUGUCUGAUACAGUCUUAACCUCAACAUCUGAUGAAAGGUAUUUAGGGGUAACUAUAUAGGAUGACUUAAAUAUAGGCAGCCAAUGUAAUAGAGCAGAAGGAAAUGCUAGCAGAAUGCUUGGUUGUAUAAGGAGAGGUAUUAGCAGUAGAAAGAGGGAAGUGCUCAUGCCAUUGUACAGAACACUGGUGAGAUCUCACUUGGAGUAUUGUACACAGUACUGGAGACCGUAUCUCCACAAGGAUAUUGAUACCUUAGAGAGGGUUCAGAGAAGGGCUACUAAACUGGUUCAUGGAUUGCAGAAUAAAAUGACCAGGAAAGGUUAAAGGAACAAACUUGAAUAGCUUGGAGGAAUGACUAGACAGGGGGGUAUGAUAGAAACAUUUAAAUUCAUAAAGGAAAUCAACAAAGCAAAGGAGGAGAGUAUACUUGAAAGAAGAAAAACUACCAUAACAAGAGGACAUAGUCCUAAAUUAAAUGGGCAAAGGUUUAUCUUAAAUAAUUUCAGGAAGUAUUACUUUACUGGAGAGGUUAACACAGUGAGGGAGUUUAAGCAUGUGUCGGAUAGGCAUGAGGAUAUCCUAGACUUAAGAUAAGGCCAGGGACUAAUGAACAUAUUUAGAAAAUUGGGUAGACUAGACGGGACAAAUGAUUCUUUUAUGUCGUCACAUUCUAUUUUUCUUCUUCUUUGGGCCAGUAACUCAAAUGUUAAUUAUUAGUAGAGUUGUAUUAGUACACCAGCAUGUAGAAGUCAGAACAGGUCACACAAAAAAUUCUCAAAGGCAAAAUAUGGCUGCAUGUAGUGAGAGACAGAGAGAUAGAGAGAAAGAAAGAAAGAAAGAGAGACAAGACAAGAAAUUAAUAUACUUCUUCUCCUGCACAAUAAAGACUGCAGAAGACAGGCAGUCAAAUGUCAAUAGCAACAAUAAGUCCUCCAACACACAUACCACACAUACCUGUGAAUCAGGACACCAGUGGGAGGGGAGAAAGGAGGUGGACUUGUCCAUAAAGGGGUGGAUCUGCACAAAGGAUUGGCAGGCUGCAUGUCCAUCAUCUAGGCGGGCCCACUGAGGUCAGACCCUGGAGGGAGCCCUGUUUCAGUGCUAUCUGUAAGGUUCUAAUGCCCAAGAGGAUAGCACAAGAGAUGGCGGAACAGCCUCCCAAAAACUGGGAAACUCUUGCCAAAAUCGGUAUGGUAUAGAUGCCUGAACUCAUCCAGACAAGGCACCAGAAAAUAUACACAGUACAGGACUGAAAGCAUACAAUGGAUAUGUGUGAGGAAUAUGUUAACUGUUUCGUUAUUGAUUGUCAAAAGUGAGCACAAAGGUAGCAGUGAGGAGACAUGCUAUAUUGCAGGAUAUUAACAUGUUUUUUUUAUUAAAGUUGGAAUUCAAAGUCAAUUCAAAGUCAAUUUCAAAUUUAAGGGCAGAGUAGCUGAAUUGUAUGUAUAGCUUAAUGAGGUUUUUUUCUCGUUUGGUUAUGUUCACCUUUAACUUAAAAUUUACUUUGAAUUCAUCUUGAAUUCUUACUUUAGUGAAUAACCCUGAUAGUCUGCAAUGUGGAGUCCUGAAGAUGGUUGCGCUGUACAACUCAUAUACAAUGAAUACAUUUAGUGACUCACCAUUUGGAGAAAGCCUAAAAACUAUGGGUGAUUGUAAGGAGAUGCUGAAAGCAGCCAACAUCUGCAUAUCGACAAAUAUUCUCAUUUAUAACCAAUACUUUUAUUUCCAACUUUUAAAUAAUUUGAAAUAGUAACUCCUAAUUGUCUCUUCUUAUCUGUGAGUGAUUAAAAUGCAAUUCAAAGAAGAUUAUUUGACUCAGAAUUUUUGAAAGUAAAAUAUAAAUGGCAAAAUGUUGACUAGGAUAGCGAAGUUGUGACUAUAGCCGAGUUGGAAAAUUUUCAAUUAUUUUUGCCUUUUUUUUUGUCUUUAUGAUUGCAGUUUGCUAUAAUUCAAUGGUACGAGAAAUAAGUGUUGCUGCCAUUAUAUGUUUGUAGACCCUUAAAGAGCUAUUUACUAUUUACUCCUUCUUUCUUAUCUCAUCAAGCAAUUCUUCUGUUGUCUAUAAAUAAGGAUAUAUUGCCUAAUAUACUUUUAAUAUCUGUCGUCAAUAUACACUUUAAGCUUACCUGUUCCAAUCCCUAAUGCAAAUUAUCUUUAAAAUGUACUCUCUAUUUAAAAAAAUACAAAUAUUGCUUGCAUCAAGUAGAUAUAUUACAUCAUAUUUAUUAUCUAAAGCAAUGUGUUUCUUAUAUCUCUAGGGACAAACGGUCUAAUACUGAUAAAAAUGUUAAAAUAAAUUAUUUUACAGGGAAGUUGAUGCUGUAUUGAAGUACUUAAAAGACGAAUGCCAGGCAAAGAAAAUUGGCGUCAUUGGCUUUUGCUGGGGAGGAAUUGUUACCCAUUAUCUCAUGCUGAAGUAUUCUGAAUUAAAAGCUGGGGUUGCAUUCUAUGGUACGAAACUAGAUUAUGACUUUUGUGUCCAAUAGGUCUUAUAAUAUCAAUGUGUUUUAUAAUAUGGUUAAUCCAUCCUAAUGUAAAUAAUAAUGUCAUGCAUAAAGGAACACUAUAGUUUUAGGGCUACAAAAUUGUAUUCCUAAUGCUAUAGUGUCCAUGUCUAUAUCUAGCCUCCCCCACCCACCAACCCCAACCCUGCUUGCUAAAAUAUUAAUAAACAUUUUACUCACUUUUUUUGCCUUGGUGGUGCUCACCUCUCCGCCUACUGCUAUGCCAUCGAGAAAGCAUGACCUCCUCUGGUGAUAGCCCAAUCCAGAGCUCUUGGGAUUUGAUGGACAUACUUUCCUAUGAGUUUCUGCACACGUGACCACAUUUACUCAGUCAGUGCAGCGGAAUGCCUCUAGUGACUUUCAGGAGGACAGUCAAUAGAGGUGGAUGUAAACAUUGCAGUGCUAACAAAAACUGGAUGUUUUACAAUGCAUGGGUAAAUGGACAGGGAGGGCUACUGUACCAGACCACUUCAUGGUGAAUAUAGUGUUCCUUUACGAAGACGCCGUAGAACAAUGUAGAAAUAAAUAUCUUCCUAUAACAAGUUAAGCUAUAAUUUAUUUUUAGCGUACAUAGGCAGGGCUAGUUUAAAAAAAUACUAUAGCGUUAGAAAUACAAACCUGUAUUGAGGGACCUAAUGUGCAAGUGCAUCCAAACUUUCCUACUGCAAAGCAUUGAAUCAAUGCUUUCCUAUGAGGCUUCCAUGUCUUGUGACCGAGCUUUACUCGAUCUGUGCCGUAGAAGAUCCUCUAGUGGCAUGUAUGUGUGAGGGCUGGGAGGUGAAGGAGAAAUACUCCCCCUAAGCUCUUGCUUGUAAGCUUCUCCAUCUUCUUUUUAACAGCUCCUGGUUUUUCUGCUGCUAGGAACCUUUGCUUGUGAAUACUGUGGGAACUGACCAAACUUGAUGGCAGAAACUCAAUCAUUUGUCAAGUUUUGUCAACUCGAGGCAAAGUAGUGCUAUAUAUUUGUUGAUUUAGAUGGCAUGUCUAUGAUAUUCCAAUGCUGCCAAUACUGAGAAUUUCAUGAAGAUUUUAUUUCUAUACUCAGAAAUGAUAUUCCAAUGACACAGCCACUUUAACGCUGCUUUACAAUGCCAUGAGAUGAAUGCAAGUAGUCUUAAAAAGUGUUCAUAACUAAUUAUGUGCUUUGAAAAGUAUGCAGCUGCUAACAUUUGUUAAUUAUAUUUUCUAAAACAGGCUUAGUACGUGAAGAUGUGGACAAGUAUAAUUUACUAAAUCCAACUUUGUUUGUUUUUGGAGAGAAGGAUGACCUGAUACCCCUUGAGCAGGUAAGAAAGUACCCUAAUGUUAUAUCAUAUGAUAGAUUUAAAGGAGCAGUCUAGUCAUCAUAAUCCCAACUUUCAAAUGGUAAGAGAUGUUUUUUGAAUUUUGCUUAAAGCUAGAGGUCACUGACAAUCUUACUGUGCUCACUGGAAUUGCUAAUACUGAAGUGUAUCUUCCACAAUAUGCAUUCAUUGACUGAUAGAUCAUCUGAAAAUGAUUGAAAAUGGUUUGGCCAGACACCCCAUGGGCAUUGCCUGUAGUCUAAUACCAUAACCACUGCAUUUACAUGUAUUGGUUAUAAUGCCUGGACUGGGAGUGGCAGAGUCAGAGGGAACUAUAGUAUUAGGAAUACAGCUUUGUAUUCCUAACACUGUAGUAUUCCGUUAAUAUUUAAUAUUACCUAUAAUAAUCUCACCUAAAAUUGAACAGGACUCAUAAUUAGUCAUAGGCGCUCAUUCAAUGAGUGCAUGGGACUUAUCAUAAAGAUCUUGUCACUUUUAAGUACCAAGUAAGACCAUAUUAGGUGCUGAAACAAACUGUAAUAGGGAAUAUUGUAUGGUUAGUCCUAUUACAGGGGUCUCAAGUGAGUUUUAGGCACCUGUGAAUUACAACAGAACUUCUACCAGCAUAUUUGGCAUUCAUUGUUAGCAUGCCUAUGGCGGCACCCACCCUUUCCCUCUCUGCCUCCCAAAUCCUUUGAUUUGAUAAAGGAGGAGGCAAACUUGGGUGGAAUAGUGAAUUUCAGACCAGAAAACCUGCGUAAACAGGUUGAUGCAAAUCUAGUAAAUAUUCCUCCAUUGCUUGCUGAAGUUUUACUUCUUGCCCUUUUAGAGUACAUUAUUUUAAAGUACCACUAAGCUCACUUAGAGCUAGUUUUCUAUAUGUGAUACCUUUUGUAUUUAUAUGCCAGACCAAGUUGCUCUAGUGAUUGAAAAUCCAUACUUUUUUUUAAGGAAAACCUCACCUCAUGUGUUUAUUUAUGUGGUUCUCCACUGUUUAUUUGGUUUAUGGUUAUUUAGCAAAAACAUAUUCAAAGUUUUAUUUCCUCCCUUCUAGGUUGCAUCACUGGAUCAAAAACUUAAAGAAAAUGCUAAGGUUGACUAUAAAGUCAAGGUGUUUCCAAAGCAAGGCCAUGGGUUUGCUCACCGAAAGGAAGUCUCAAACCCUGAAGAUAAAUCUUACAUUGAAGAAGCAAGAAAAGACAUGCUUAUGUGGCUGAACAAAUAUAUUAAAUAAACAAACUAUGUACUCAUGGAACCUACUAAGUCUACAUUAUGAUUUAUAAAGCCAUACAUAUUCAUAUAAUAUUCCAAAUAAAGAUUUAUAUUAAAAUGUAUUGGCUUGAUGCCUUCAUUGUAUUGCACAUGUGACAU